This is a messenger RNA of Leptosomus discolor (cuckoo roller), 1981 nucleotides long. The record is from RefSeq and is a predicted model, not a curated record. Lineage: Eukaryota; Metazoa; Chordata; Aves; Leptosomiformes; Leptosomidae.
GUUCCGGAGAUGCUGUGCUGUUUUUUCCCACAGGUCUCGUGGUGGUGGCCUUGGUUCCCGCAAACAGAAAGAGCUGCCGACAGAACCCCCUUUCACAGCGUAUGUGGGCAAUCUACCCUUCAACACUGUUCAAGGAGACAUAGAUGCCAUCUUCAAGGAUCUCAGUGUAAGGAGUGUACGACUAGUCAGAGACAAGGAAACAGACAAAUUUAAAGGAUUUUGUUACGUGGAGUUCGAUGAGGUGGAGUCACUCAAGGAAGCUCUUACAUAUGAUGGUGCACUUUUGGGUGACCGAUCACUCCGAGUGGACAUAGCAGAAGGCAGAAAACAGGAUAAAGGUGGCUUUGGCUUCAGAAAAGGUUGCGGGCCUGAUGACAGAGGAAUGGGAGGAGGUUCCCGAGAAUCCAGAGGAGGUGGAUGGGAUCCCAGAGAUGACUUCAAUUCUGGAUUCAAAGAUGAUGACUUCUUGGGAGGCCGGGGUAGAGGAACCCGCCCUGGAGACCGGCGACCACCAGGUGCCUCAAUGGGAAGUGGUGGCACUGGUCGCUUCAGAGAUGGGCCUCCCCUUCGUGGAUCUUCCAUGGACUUCAGAGAGCCAACAGAAGAGGAAAGAGCACAGCGACCCCGGCUUCAGCUCAAACCUCGAACAGUUGCUACUCCCCUCAAUCAAGUAGCCAACCCAAACUCUGCUAUCUUCGGUGGAGCCAAGCCCCGAGAGGAAGUAGUAAAAGAGCACGACUGAGUUUGGGGUUGAGAGGGAAUGGGGAGGCGGGAAAAAAGCAAGACAGUACAGAGUGACUAGCUCUGCUGGAAUGUCAACCCUGCAGUUUACCAUUCCUGCCAUCUGGUAUUUGUCCUCUUUGAAACCGAAAAUACAGAGCUUGUGAAUGCAUGUCAGCUGUUAACAAGUGGUUUUUAGUACGUUCUUGGCUUUGCUGUAUCUAGUGCCUGCUUCGUGCUGAGUUUCCCUCUUCUGUUUCCUUCCAAGCAGCACAGUUGCCAGUGGAUAAGGCAGUGUAGCUGCUUCCACGAGGGUGGAGGUCUCUGGACAAAGGUGCUGCUUCACUUCUUCUUUUCUGGGUUUGUUUUACUUUAGAAGCACAGGUUAGACUUAGUUAUUUCCCUGUAUUGUUUCGUUUUACUUCCUCAGUGCUCCUCUUCUGACCUGCAUGUCUCGUUCUGUAUUGCUGUGGCUCUGAAGAGGAAAACUGGAGAGUCCAGAUGAGUUGAGCAGUGAAUUUGCAGUUCUAACCAAGUAGUGAAAUACCAUUUCUGACAAUUGGUGAUAGAGUUCCUGUAUGCAGCAGGGCCCCUUGCGAAACUAAGGGGGACAGCUGCCCUCACACAGGUUACCAGGAAGUAUGAAUUUAAUAGAUGCAAAUAAAACGGGCUGCCAAGAAGCCUGGUGAAGAGAUGGUGGAAUCUGUGUGGAUAAAGCAUCUGCCAGCAGACUCUCGCUGGUGGCUGUCUGUUGAUUUCAAAAUGGUGUGAUGCUACGGCUCUGAGCUCAAGGUUAGUGCUGCAAAAAUGUGCCUGUUUGAGCACAACUGCUCACUGGCUCUUUCUGCUUACUUUUUUGGGUUUUACAUGUUUGCUAAAUUUUUAAGCGAAAUUUCUACAAAUAAAAUUGACUUUUUUAUUUUUGUUUAAGGAGUGUAUACUUUGCCAUGCAGUAUGUAAUCGCCAUGAUCCCCUGUAUUUCUUUGCCCGGUGGUGUACAGUUUUAAGACCUCAGCUUUCAGAAUACCCUGAAAAUGGGCAGAUUAGAAAUCGUUCCGCUGUAGAUUCUCUUCGUGUAGAAGUCUGGGUAAAAAGGAUCUCUAAUUGCUGCAUCUCUCUCUACUUGAAGUGCUUCUUGCCAGUGUUGUGUGGGAGGAGGGAGGGGAAGCUGGAGCAAAAGGAAAGAGAUCAUUGAUGUUUGAAAACAAAACCUGGAUCUGCAGCGUGAAGUCUGGCUGUGUCCAGUGCCUGAGGAACUCGG